UUUGAGCCAAAACAAACUUCAAUUUUUUUUAAAUUGGCCGUUUUAAUUCUAGUCUUUUGUUGACUUAGCCAAAUUAGAAACUCAUAUAAGUCCACGGUUAAAUACAUAAACGUCUGUUAAUUCUGAAAACGUCGUCGUUUUAAAACCUAAUUACACAUUAAUGAAACAGCGUCGUUUUACGUUUCUAAACUCACAAAACAUCAUCUCUUUCACGAAAAACCCAGACUGCAAAUCAAAAACCCUAGAUUUUCUAAUUCUCUACUCUCUCAAUUCCCAAAUCUCCGAUGAAAACAAGCUGUAGUGCUAACUCCGGCGAAAGGUAAUCUCUCGAUGCAUCUCGAUUUCUUGUUAGUUUUAUGGUUGUAAAUGUUGGCUGUUAUCUUUAGGAAGUCUCGUUCUAUGUCUGAGGAAGGUGAAAGUCGUGCAACAAAGUAUUCUUCUAUGUCUGAGGAAGAUGAGAUUCGUGGAUUUCCGACAAAGUGUUUCUGUGGACGUUUAAGUGUGGUUUUGAUAUCAAAGACGAAGGAGAAUCCUGGUCGUCCCUUCUUUCGUUGUCCGAGUUUUAAAGAGGAUCACUUGUUCAAAUGGGUUGAAGAUGCAGUAUAUGAAGAAGUCGAAGAUGCCUUACCUAGAGUUGGUAACUUGGAAACAGAACUGGGCAAUGUGAAAGCUGAUGUUGAAGAGCUCAAAUGCGUGAUCCAUGAGAUGAAGGAUGAGUUAGUGUGUCACAAAAGAGAAAUUAAGAAGCUCAAAGUGAUAUGCAAGACUCUUUUGGUGUCUGCUCUCUUCUUAAGUAUGGCUAUGGUUUAUAUUUUUGUUGUUGGCAAAGGUGAAGAGAAGAAGUUCACUAGUUUGUAAUGUGUCUUGUAUGUUCUUUUAUUUAGUGCUGUUGUUGUUAUAUGACUGAUCGUUUAUGGCUAUGCUUCGGAUUGUAUUACUUUAAGGAUUAUAAAUGUGAUUUUUCUUUUGCUCUAAUGAAUUCAAGUUUGCUAAAACAAGCUUUGACAACCCAUAUAUGAAACCGAACAAAACAUUGGUUAGU
Molecule: messenger RNA, 1042 nt
Organism: Brassica napus (rape)
Lineage: Eukaryota; Viridiplantae; Streptophyta; Magnoliopsida; Brassicales; Brassicaceae
Exons: 2
Coding region: 367-858 (163 amino acids)
Molecular function (GO): zinc ion binding
Source: RefSeq, a predicted model, not a curated record